Messenger RNA from Suillus fuscotomentosus, 726 nucleotides. RefSeq lists its product as uncharacterized. The transcript has 3 exons. Lineage: Eukaryota; Fungi; Basidiomycota; Agaricomycetes; Boletales; Suillaceae. The record is from RefSeq and is a predicted model, not a curated record. The annotation marks the transcript as partial.
AUUCUGUGGUACAUCCCAGAUGCUCUUGCUGCAUGGGCGCAGAAUGAUAUGUUCAAGGCCACCACCGCCAUGGGAGAUCUUUUGAAAAAAAGUAUAGUGCAUCAGAGUGGUUCGGGUUGGAGAACCCAUGAGUUGAACUUUCGGCCGGUCGAUACAAAAGGAUUGUCUCCAGGCUGUAUCAAUAUCGCCCCGUGUUGGUUUCAGCAAGGACAUGAAGUAAGUUCUGAACUCCUGUUGUCUGCCACACUCAAGGGCGAGUGCAGCCUGGAGAUGAUUAUGGAUAUGCAGAGACCCGCCCUGCUCGCCUCCGUUGCCCUCCGAGUCAUGCAUCCUCAACUCUACUGGGCUUCCCUAAGGAUGCACGUUGAGCUCGGCCGUUGGUCACCACAGCAAGGAUUGCACGACAUGCAUCGCCUCUUGAAGCAUUGGGCCUCGGUUUCCACAGGGGCUGCUGUCAUGUGUAACCGUGAUUCUCCUUGUCACCGAGAUCCGAAAUGCCUGCCCGAGGCAUUUGACAUACUGACUUGCAUUGGUAGCUACCGACACGCAAUCAUGUGCUUAACCAAUCUUGGGAUCGAUUUAGUAUAUAACCCAGGGGUCAUGGUGAGCUAUUCAGGUCGUCUGGUGAGACAUGGCAUUCAUGUUAAUGAAGGGGAUCAAAUAGUAUGGGCCUGGUUCUGUGCACAACUACGCCCGCACUCCUCAUCCGGAUUAUGCCAGAUAUAA